This is a messenger RNA of Myxocyprinus asiaticus (Chinese sucker), 1978 nucleotides long. RefSeq names its product myelin protein zero-like 3 (gene mpzl3). The transcript has 6 exons. The coding region runs from base 147 to 875 and encodes 242 amino acids. The record is from RefSeq and is a predicted model, not a curated record. NCBI's taxonomy places the organism in Eukaryota, Metazoa, Chordata, Actinopteri, Cypriniformes, Catostomidae. Gene Ontology annotation, cellular component: membrane.
GUGUGCGCCUGUGUGUGUGCUUUGACUUCCUGUCCCACCUGUUGUGCAGGUAUCAAACAUGGAGGACAAACACAAACUAAUGACAUAAAACAGCAGAAACAUCUACUCAAAUAUCUGUUAAUAUUCCUCAUAUCUGACUAUUUAUCAUGGAUUUCAACAGAAGGGCCAUCAGAGGAGUUUUAUCGUGUAUUUUCGUCGGUUUCGUUGUGUUGAAUCAGGUGUGUUGUAUUGAAGUGAACACUCCGGCAGAGAUCAGCGCAGUUCGAGGAUCGACCGUCACUCUCUCCUGCACCUUCAUCUCAUCCAUUCGCAUCACCAGCCGCAUGUCUGUGGACUGGAGCUUCACACCCCAGAGCGGCGGUCCUGCUAAAAUGUUUUUUCACUUCUCGUCUCAAGUAUACCCCCCUGUGGAGGAUCAUUUUAAGGGACGUGUGAAGUGGGUCGGCAGGCCAUCACGAGGUGAAGCAUCAAUCGAGCUUCUGAACGCAUCACUCACUGAUAACGGCACUUACACCUGCGCUGUACGCAACCCACCUGAUGUCCAAGGCCGUCCUGCUCACAUUGUCCUCACCGUAACACCAAAGAGAGUGUCGGUGGCGUUCACUGAUGUGGCCGUGUUGCUGGCGUUUGUUCUGGUUCCGUCAGCACUCGUCUCACUGCUGCUGUUGGGCAGAACUGUGUGUCCGUGUUGGGCUGUAUCAGAGAGUCGAGCAGCGACUCAUCACUCGCCCAUCGAGGUGAUCACUGGUGAUGAGGAUUUCUACAAACAGCCGCUGCAGAAAGAGAAUCUGAGCUGCUGUUACUUUAAGGACUCUGAUUAUGAGGACGACUACAUACUACACGACAAACCACACGAACACGAGUCACGGUGUUAGACAAACUUCUGUGUGUGAGAUAAAGCUCCAGACAUCAUUCUGCUGAUUAGUGUUGUGUGUUUGAGUGAAUGUAACACUUGUGUAAUGAUACUUUAUUUAAAACAGGAAAUGAUGGACUGUGUUACUGUAAUCAAUGUAAUAAAUUCCCCUUUUGAAAACAGACCAGAGAUCUGAAGAACUGAUGUCAGAUCAGUGAAUCUACAUUAAAACUUCACCUUAAAAUAAAAAAGAAAAAGACAGUCACAUGAUCAUUCACUGGACAAUUUGCACUUUCUGAUUGGCUCUUUCUGUUCACUGUGUUUUGGUGUAACUGUAAGUCAUUACCAUUUACACAGCUUGUACAGAAGCUUGUACAGACCUGCUUUUGAAUUUGAUGAAUACAGUAUAUCAUAUUAGAUAUUAGAUAUUAACAUAUCUGUUGAAAUAUAACUAACAUUGAUAUCUCUGAUUUGUGGAUAAAAAGGACAUUACGCUCUGUCUUAUAAAAACAGGAUAGAAGCACAUCAGCGUUUACUGGUCUGUCAAUGUUUGUUUCCUCUGUUGCUUUUUAUAAUUAGCUGCCGUAGGUUCAUAAAUCUCUUCAGUCCUGCUAAUUUCAGCUGUUUGAUUAAAGAGAAACAGUUUAUGCUGAAAUAUCAUAAAUCUUUAUUUUUAUGUGCUGUAAACAGACUCUUUAGUGCUUAUGAAAUAUCUGAAUGCAGUGAAUUUAUUUUGUUGGGAAAGUUCUAUUUUUGUACUUUGGAGUUUAUGGCCAAACAGGGUUUUUGGAUUUUCACUGUAUUUAGAUUCCAGGUCAAAUGUGUUAAUAUAUUGACAGCAUUAACAGAAUAUAAAUAAACAUUUAAAUAAAACACGUAGAUCUGAUUCUUUCUUAUAAUGCUGUAGAAUCAUUCUACAUUUUUAUAUCUCACUUCAAAAUAUUUAAAUGUUUUCAAUAUAAUUACACAUUUUCAUUUUUCAAAAAUAUGAAUGUUUUGAUAAAAAUGUAGAGCAUGUUAGCGGGAAAGUCACUUAUAAUUUUGCAUUUAAAAAUGAAUGUUUUCCAGUGUAACAUCAAUGUUAAUUUAUAUAUGAUGAAAUAAACGAUGGACAAUAUUCUGAUG